CAAGAGUAUUUAAAAAUUUGUUGGCUGUGCCAGCUUUGUUCAAUGCUUCGCACGAUCAUAUUGCGCUGCACUUUGGUGCUGUUGGCGUCCGCCACCAAUGUACACUAUGAAUACAGCAUGGACUAGGGGAGUUUUACAUGACUGCUCAAUUCGCCAACGCCGUUCGUAAUUGAUUUUUCUUGAUUUCGAAAAAGGUGGCUUUGAAUUCUUUGUAGCCGAUGAUAUGAAAGUACAUUUGUUUUAUAACAGCAAUUCGUCAUCCAUCCACUCACUGAACUCUGCUGCUUCUUUCUUUUCUUCGUUUCAUUAUUGAAUUCCCAAAAUGGCCGCUAAAUCUACUAGCGCUGGCAUAAGCAGCAAUGUGUAGGGUGGACUGAAUGGGCAAUGCCCCUAAAGCGGAUACCACCUGAUGAAAAGGAGUCACUCGCUUAGCGCCACCUAUUUGACUGCGAUAAGUCAAGUUGAACUCGCCCAGUGCACGCGCAAGUUAACAUCAGGUUACCAUCGACGUAAUAUCUAAGCUUCCGCCUAGAGAAUGUCAUCAACUUCGGCGGCCAGUGGCAGCGGAGCAGGCAGUGGAAGUUCAACCGCUUCAACCGCCACCGCACCGAAUCCAAACAACAGCAUGAACGCGAGCAGCGGUCGCGGCCGCAACAGCAACUCUGCUGGUGCCAACUCUAAUAAUUCAGGUGCCGGUAGCUCUAAUUCCAAUUCUAACAAUUCGGUAAAUGCUGUUGCAUCAGCUGCUGCAGGUGCCGGCACUGCAGGUGAAGAGACUCGUAAAGAUCCAAAACCAAAUCCAAAAAUCUCCAAAGCAUUGGGUACCUCAGCUAAGCGCAUACAAAAGGAAUUGGCCGAAAUAACACUUGAUCCACCACCAAAUUGCAGUGCUGGCCCUAAAGGUGAUAAUCUGUAUGAAUGGGUCUCUACAAUAUUGGGACCACCUGGCUCAGUGUACGAGGGAGGUGUCUUCUUUUUAGAUAUACAUUUUUCACCGGAGUAUCCCUUCAAACCGCCAAAGGUUACAUUUCGUACGCGUAUCUAUCACUGCAAUAUAAAUAGUCAGGGUGUAAUUUGCUUGGAUAUUCUCAAGGAUAAUUGGUCACCAGCGUUGACCAUUUCAAAAGUGUUGCUGUCAAUUUGUUCCCUGCUAACUGAUUGCAAUCCUGCGGACCCUCUGGUGGGCAGCAUCGCCACUCAAUAUUUGCAAAAUCGUGAGGAACACGAUAGAAUCGCACGACUUUGGACAAAAAGAUAUGCAACAUGAUUUCCUAAUCUUGUAAGUCCCGUCAUUAAAAUAAAACUAUGUAACAUCAGCAGCAACACAAGUAAUAAAACAAAAACAGCAAAACAUUUGAAACGAAUAAUUGCAAACAUCAUCCUGCAAGAGAAUGAUAAUGGUAAAAAUUAUAAUUUUAAAAGGAAAUUAUCUCUCCUAACUAUGUAUAACACUAUAUAAUAUAUAUUAGUAAUUAAUUAUAAAAAAUAAUACCUUAUAUAACAAAACACAAAAAACAUAUGUAAUAAUUAAGCGAUGUUGAGUAGGAGCAAGGGACUAGAAGCAUACAUGUCAUUGGCUUUUCUUAUUAUGAUCUAUUUUGUUUUUUAUAAAAAACAAGACAAA
Rhagoletis zephyria (snowberry fruit fly) is the source of this 1624-nucleotide messenger RNA. It is a transcript of the gene Ubc2, whose product is annotated as ubiquitin conjugating enzyme 2. Lineage: Eukaryota; Metazoa; Arthropoda; Insecta; Diptera; Tephritidae. The record is from RefSeq and is a predicted model, not a curated record.